This is a messenger RNA of Notothenia coriiceps (black rockcod), 258 nucleotides long. RefSeq names its product bestrophin-3-like. The record is from RefSeq and is a predicted model, not a curated record. Lineage: Eukaryota; Metazoa; Chordata; Actinopteri; Perciformes; Nototheniidae. Gene Ontology annotation, molecular function: chloride channel activity. The coding region runs from base 67 to 258 and encodes 63 amino acids. The transcript is spliced from 3 exons.
UAUGUGACUCUGGUUGUGAAUCGAUGGUGGAAUCAGUUUGUUAAUCUUCCGUGGCCGGACCGCCUCAUGUUCCUCAUCUCCAGCUGUGUUCAGGGUAAAGAUGAAUACGGCCGCCUGCUGCGUCGGACGUUGAUUCGUUACGUGAACCUGACCUCGCUGCUGAUCUUCCGCUCCGUCAGCACCGCCGUCUGCAAGCGCUUCCCCACCAUGGAGCACGUGGUGGAGGCAGAGUUAACCAAAUCUUAUCAAACGACCUGA